AUGUCCGUCUCUGUCUGAUUUUUUAUUUGUUGUCUGAGUGAAUGAGGGCUGCUCAUCAGGAAGUAUCCAGCGGGCGAAACUUUACAAAUUAUUAUUUCACAUUUCGGCCCCGGCCACGUCUCUCUCGGCUCCGCACGACAAAGAACAGGCCAGCGCGGGCUCCGUGGGCGCCACUUACUCUGGAUUUACGAUGAAAAUGUGUUCAAGGGACACUAUGUGCCUGAAUAGUUCAUCUCCAGGAGAUGGACGGAGACAGCUCAACCACCGACGCCUCCCAGCUGGGCAUCACUGGAGAGUACAUGGCCUCCGGUCACUACGUCCUGCAGUCUCAAGACGAUGAUGCAGAUGAGAGUCUGAACGACCCAGACGAUGGAGGAAUAAAGGAGAACUUCAGGGAGCAGGACAUCUACCUUCCUAUCGCCAACGUGGCUCGCAUCAUGAAGAACGCCGUUCCUCAGACUGGAAAGAUCGCGAAAGACGCCAAGGAGUGUGUGCAGGAGUGUGUGAGCGAGUUCAUCAGCUUCAUCACGUCAGAGGCGAGCGAGCGCUGCCACCAGGAGAAGAGGAAGACCAUCAACGGGGAGGACAUCCUGUUCGCCAUGUCCACGCUGGGCUUCGACAUGUACGUGGAGCCGCUGAAGCUUUACCUGCAGAAGUUCAGAGAGGCCAUGAAGGGGGAGAAGGGGAUCCCCGGGGUGUCAGUGGGAGACGGUCUGGGGGACGAGCUGACAGAAGACAGUUUCACCACUCCUCUGCCCGCUGGGAUUAUCACCGCAGACGGUCAGCAGCAGAACGUCAUGGUGUACACCACGUCAUAUCAACAGAUUCCCACCGUACAGCAGAUCCAGUUCUCAUGACGAGGCCUGAACACAGCAGCUCCUCGCCUGGCCCAUGCUCUGACACUCGCCGCAGGGUAACCGUGAUCAGACGGAGGGGGAGGAGGGGGGAGACGGGCGUGUGCAGAAUCCCUCGUGUACAGAGAAAUCACUACCUGUUGAGUAGAACGUGUAGUUUCUAGCUGUGAGGUACCAAAUGUUUUGGAGUGAAUCCAAAGCAGCUGGGAAAUUGAGGCUUUAUUUUAAAGGCUAGUCUUAUGAUUACAUUAUUUAGUGGUUGGAUCCUUUUUCGUGCGUGUGUGUGUUAAUGUGUUUGCUUUUAAGCAUUUUCCUCUUUUUGGGACGGGGUGGGGUUCAGGGUGGGCGGGGUUAAGGGGGAUGUGUUAUUGUAAGCUUAUUUUUUCGAACGGCUUCUCUGUUUGAACCGAGAGAAGCCAUGUUGAUAUUUCUCAUCAGAUCAUGCAGCUCUUUUUGUAAGUUCUCAACAUGUACCAUGUGCUUUAAUGUUAUGUAAAUCCUUUGAAUAAAAAUUCAAAAGUGA
Molecule: messenger RNA, 1377 nt
Organism: Labrus mixtus (cuckoo wrasse)
Lineage: Eukaryota; Metazoa; Chordata; Actinopteri; Labriformes; Labridae
Gene: nfyba
Product: nuclear transcription factor Y, beta a
Exons: 7
Coding region: 243-857 (204 amino acids)
Biological process (GO): regulation of transcription by RNA polymerase II
Cellular component (GO): nucleus; CCAAT-binding factor complex
Molecular function (GO): protein heterodimerization activity; RNA polymerase II cis-regulatory region sequence-specific DNA binding; DNA-binding transcription activator activity, RNA polymerase II-specific
Source: RefSeq, a predicted model, not a curated record